CGAAAUAUGUGUUAGGCAAAGGUCAUACUUUGUAUGAAAAAGCGUUUUAACGAAACCAGGAAUUUAGUUAUUGUGAAACUCCCUACCGUUAUAUGAAAAAAAUUUAAUCCGAAGAAAAAUGUUUCAAAUCAUUCUGAUAGUUUCGCUCAUCUUCAUAUUGUAUCGGUGGUUGACUGGCACGAGAUCUGAUAGUGUCUGUUGUUUAGUGGGGAAAACUGCUAUUGUGACAGGAGGAAACGGUGGAAUUGGGUUUGCUAUUGUCCUCCUUUUAGCUUCUAGAGGAUGUAGGGUCAUAAUAGCAGAUAAAACAAAUGCAGAAGCAUCAGUGAAAAAAAUCAAGCAACUCAGUAAAAACAGUAAUAUAAUCGCAAAACACUUAGAUCUAUCUUCAUUCGCUUCCAUUCGAAAAUUCGCAGAGGACAUCAACAUUUCAGAAAAAAAAAUUCAUAUCCUUAUAAAUAACGCUGGUAUCAAUUCUUCUAAUGAUUAUAGAACUGAAGAUGGAAUAUCUAGUGCGAUGCAAGUUAAUUAUCUAGGACCAUUUUUGCUGACACAUCUUCUGGUGGAUCGCCUCAAGGAGGCAGAAGGAGCUAGAGUUGUUUUUGUCGGAUCAGUAUUGGCCCUUUUCAAUAACCUGUCUGUUGAAAACUUGACUGGAUUCGAUCCAUCCAAGGAAGUUUUCUGGCUUAAUAUUCUAUAUGGAAAUUCCAAGGCUGGCAAUAUCUUAGCAGCUCAAGAAUUCGGGAAAAAAUUGAAGAAAUACAAUAUAGCAGCAUUUGCAGCCGAUCCUGGAAUUAAUAGAACUAACAUCUUUGAUGUCAAAGACGAAACUUUGUUAUAUAAAGUUGUGAGGAUGGUCAUUUUAUGGAUUGCUGGACAUAAACCUAUAGUUGGAGCACAGACUGCGUUUCACCUGGCAACUAGUGAUGAAAUGGAAGGAACAACUGGCGGAUAUUACUUCCAAUGCAAACGCUGGAUUAAGCCAUGGAAAAUGAAUGAUCCAGAUUUUUGCGAACAGAUCUGGAAAAAAAGUGAGAUUCUGGUAAAACUAAAUCCUCAUGAAAUAUUAUGACCUAUUUUCCAAUAAAUUUUAUGAUAUAUUUA
Molecule: messenger RNA, 1104 nt
Organism: Harmonia axyridis
Lineage: Eukaryota; Metazoa; Arthropoda; Insecta; Coleoptera; Coccinellidae
Product: retinol dehydrogenase 12-like
Exons: 4
Coding region: 119-1072 (317 amino acids)
Source: RefSeq, a predicted model, not a curated record